Babesia bovis T2Bo is the source of this 467-nucleotide messenger RNA. RefSeq names its product PHAX RNA-binding domain family protein. The transcript has 2 exons. Gene Ontology annotation, biological process: snRNA export from nucleus. Lineage: Eukaryota; Apicomplexa; Aconoidasida; Piroplasmida; Babesiidae. The record is from RefSeq and is a predicted model, not a curated record. Bases 51 to 467 code for a protein of 138 amino acids.
GCGACGUUACACCUUGCAGAAAGUGGUGUCUCACAACAGUUACUGACGUCAUGUUUUCGACUGAUGAGCAAAUUGAGCAAUUCCGAAUACGCGCAGUCAAAUCAUUAGAGCUUACAGGAUUGCUACAAUGCGAUGAAAUUGACCUUAUAUGCAGAAUAUGUACAUCCCUUAACGAGUCAAACGUUAAGUUGAUAGAACGAGUAGUACACCGAAAGGGUGUAAAAUUUUGCGAACAAGUGUUGGAUGAUACACUGGUGGCAUUAGCAGGAGGAGGUCAAAGACGAUCCGACGGUGAACGCCGUUCUCCAGGGGGAGUCUUCUUAAACAUCUUGAAAUCCAGAUGCACAAAGCCAGAGAUUAAAUUCAUAUGGAGUGAACAAACGAAGAGACAACGUGCCAGGAAAAGAACACGUAAAAUCGAACAUAAAACUGACACAAGUAAAGACAAAGACGAACAAACGACAUGA